GACAGUUGUGUAAUAUGUCCAUUCUGUGUACCUCUCACAUUCAGGCCCCUGGUGUCAGACGUCACACCAGUUUAAAACAAAAAAAAGGUUUAGGACAAAAAAAGUUGUCGGUUGAACGAGAGAGAAAAAAUCCGUAACCUUCCUGGAUCCAAAUCCAGGGGGGAGUGAAAACUGUGACAGAACGAGGGGGACCAAGAGAGAAAGAGAGCACGCGAAGGAAACCUCGCUCACAGCCGCAGAAUCACGGAGAGGAGCGGAUAACUAACUUCGAGAAGAAGCAAACCAAAUGACACCUUCGGUUGUCAAAAACAAAUAUUACCAGGGAAAUAAUUAGUUCAACGCAAGGCCACCGAGAGAAUGCGGAUCAGGUUUCUGUGCAGGCUCUAUAUGCUGUGGGGUUUUGUGGCAGUCACAUCCUCUUUGACCAAGGCUGAGAAGAAAAAGGCAGCGGGUAGGAGGUCUCGCCAAGUGGAUGAUAGUCCUGAGGGUGUGUGGUCUGCCUGGGGGGAGUGGUCAGAAUGUUCUCAGACCUGUGGAGUAGGUGUGUCACAGAGAACCAGAAAGUGUGAAGCCCCUCCCAUCCCACAAACCCCUCCCCUCUCCCACUUUCCUUCACACUGGGGGGGUUCAUCGUUUCUCCCAGCGGGGGUCGGCGGUCCAAACCAUGGUUCUGUCAUCUCCGCCAUCCGCCCCUUCUACCCCCCCCAUUACUCUAGCAACCAGCCAACCCAUUAUGGGGGAGGAGCUGGGGGAGGGACAGAGAGACAACCUGCCCAAUUCCAACCCCCUCCGCUCCCAUCGUCCAAUCAGAACCCAGGACUGUCUCUAUAUCGGGACACUCCUAUAGGAGGAGCAGGGGCUGUGCCAGUGCAGUCCUCCAAUCCCUCCAAUCCCCUUUACCGACCAGAACUUUCCUCAACCAAUCUGGAGGCAGGUUCUGUUUACCACUCCCCCUCAUUCCCUGGACACCCAUACAGCUACAGCCAACCAGCGCGGGCCACCCGACGACCUGCCAAUCAUGGAACAGGCAGGGCAGGAGGAAGUGGGAGUAGACGGUCAGUGUCAUCCAAUAGGGGGCCACUGCCUGCGAGAUCGUCUUCAAUUCGGCCAGGUCAGUUUGGAUAUGGCAGGGUUCCCUUUUCUCUGCCACUACACCGGCAAAACCGGCAGGCCCGCCAGACCGAGCACGGCAAUACUUCCAUGGCAACCCCAGUGCUGGACACAAAGUGGCAGGAGACAGUUGUUGUGAACACCAACCAAACGGACAGACUAGAAGAAGGAGAGGAGAACGUUAUGGAGAAGGAGAGGAGAGAACACGAGAAGAGAGAGGAGGUGAAGAACGAGGCGGAGAGAACAAAGGAGAGAACCGAGUCACCUGUCACGAAGGUGUUACUAUUGAAAGCCAGAGCCAAACAAGAGAGGAGUGCCCAGUGGGAUAGAGACACUCCCAGACAAACGGACAGACUCAGACAAGCAGCCCAGGAUCAAGGGAGAGAACGAGAGAGAGUUCCCCCCUCUCACCCCCACUCCCACAGUCAUGACAGACUCAUUGAUAGGCGUUCCCCUCCUCCACUCCCCCCCCAGCCUCACCCCUACGCCCCGGCUCUCUCUCACCCUUACCCUCUCCCUCUCCACCGCUCCUCCCCCCAGCACAGAGAGAGGGAGUCACCCUAUGGGUUCAACCCCCAGCAUCAACUUCCAAUCCCUGGACCCCCUCAAACCAGCCUGUACCCCCUAGAACAUCAGCAGUCUCCCCGUGCCGAAGGGGAGACAGGGAGAGAGAGACCACAACCCCAUUGUUCGGGUACAGCGAAUGAGUAUCGUCGCUGUUUCUCACAGGUGUGUGGGGGAGGUGUUGACUCCAGAGCUGAGCAGUGUGCGUCCUACAACAACCAGGAAUUUAUGGGCAGACUGUACGACUGGGAACCUUUCACUGAGGUUGGCCUGGAUAAGCAGUGUGAACUGACGUGUAGACCGGUCGGAUAUCGUUUCUACGUUCGCCAGGCGGACACGGUCCGAGACGGAACGCCCUGCGUCAACAGGACCACCAAUGACGUGUGUGUAGCCGGACGCUGUCUGAGUGAAGGCUGUGAUGGGGUGUUGGGCUCCGGCUUGGUUAAAGACAAAUGUGGUCAAUGUGGGGGGCGAGACCACUCCUGUCGGAAGGUGAGCGGAAGCUUCCAGAACACCAGCGUACCCCUUGGUUACCACACAAUCCUGGACAUUCCCCCUGGAGCAACUGCCAUCAACAUCACUGAGAGAAGUGCCAGCUCCAACUACCUGGCCCUGCGUACAGGUACAGGCGUGUCAGUAGUAAAUGGGCGCUGGGCCGUGGAUCCUCCAGGCGAGUACCCUGCAGGGGGCACUACAUUCACAUACACCCGCCCCAGAGCUCUCUCUGACGGGCAGGAGGAUAGAGGAGAGACCCUGACAGCUCCAGGACCAACCACUACACUACUUACGCUAUAUAUAAUUUUCCAUAAGCAGAACCCCGGCAUAGAUUAUGAAUUCUACAUCCCAACAGAAAAGAAAGAGGAAAAGCCAAGAGAGGAAGAGAGACAGAGAGAUGUUCAGAGGCCCAGAGAGAGAGCAGUCGUGAAGGAACAACUGAGAGAUGGAGGGAGGGCGUCCCUAAGAGACACCGGUUCACACACUAUAACAGUGGAAGACCCUCCCCCUCCUCCCCCCAUCUACUCCCCUUCCUCCGCAGAAAGAUGGACAGCUGAGAGGUCCCACCCCAGAGGCUCAGUGCCUAAUAGAAAUGUUCGAAUCCCACCUCGUACCGACCUGCCCCUUGACACCCAGUCUCCCUUUGCAUGGAGGAGGGGCAGGCUCACUGAGUGUACUGCAUCCUGUGGCAAAGGGUCCCAGUACAGGGAGAUCCUGUGUAUUAACCGCCACAAUGACGAGGAAGUUCCAGACAGGAAGUGUGACUCAGCAACAAAACCCGCCCCAGAGGAAGAGGCUUGCAACACCCACCCCUGCCCAGCAUUUUGGGAGGCCAGUUCGUGGUCAGAGUGCAGUGUGUCAUGUGGUAAGGGAGUACAACAGAGGCAGCUCCAGUGCAGACAGAGCUUUGGAAACCGUUCCACCAUGGUUCACCCACAACGCUGCGCCAACCUAACCCCGCCCGACCUCACACAGCCCUGCCAGCUACGACUCUGCUCACACUGGGAGAUACGCACUAACUGGAGCUCUUGCUCUGUGGACUGUGGCAUGGGGAAGAGAACACGAAAUGUCCGCUGUGUCAGUGACCAUGGCAGCGUGGUGAAUGACAAGGAGUGCAAUGCCAGGCUCCGCCCACAAGGAAGUGAGGACUGUCACAUGGGGCCCUGUGUUACUAACUGGUACUUCACUGGUUGGUCCAAUACUUGUUCAGCUCAGUGUGGUCCUGGGGUUCAGAGGAGAGAGGUCUUGUGUCUGACCCGUGGAGGGAGAGAAGGAGGGGAGUGCAUCGGGGACAAACCGGCUGACAUGAAGGCGUGUAACGGGGGUCCGUGUGUUCCCACUUACCUCUGGUACAGCAGCCCAUGGGGCCAGUGUAGUGCCCCAUGUGGUAAUGGAACACAGAGGAGGGAGGUGAUCUGUGUGGAGAAGAUGGGGACGGAUUUCAGAGUGGCGGAGAUCAGCCAGUGUGCCCAGCUGGAGAAACCUCCCUUGGUUCAAGCCUGUGAGAUGGAAGCAUGUCAGCCUCAGUGGUUCACUACAGACUGGAGCGCGUGCUCUCGCUCCUGUGGUGAGGGGCUACAGGUCAGAGAGGUCCGCUGUCUUACACCAGACAAACAGCACAGCACAGAAUGCUCCCUUACCACCAAACCAGACCAGGAGCAGCCCUGCAAUACCAUACCCUGCAGUCCACAGGUUGCAGAUGACAACUGCAGGGACAAGCGUCAUAACUGUGUGAUGGUGGUUCAGGCUAGGCUGUGUGUUUACACCUACUACAAGAGCGCCUGCUGUGCCUCAUGCACCCAGAGUGCUCAGCGGGCCAAAAGGCACUGACUUGUCAAUCACCAGGCUCCAAUCGAGGUCAAACAAGGGUCAGGGGUUAAGGGUUAGAUGUGCGGGUCACCAUAGAGAUGAUCAAACCACAGAAAUUCUGUGGCUGCAGUGGAAAGGAUCACGUAAACAGGAAGUGAAUUGCAGAAUGGGGAUUGAAUGUUUCCCAGCAUUCUAUGGGUUAUCUGUAUGGAGAUAUGCCAAUAGCAUUGAACCCAUAUUUCCAUUUUUAACAUAUUUGACCUUUAUGUCCACCCUAGGCUUUGUAUUUCUAUGGUUGAUGGUUCUAUAAAUGAUUUAUGUCCAUUCAGGACCUGUGUACAGGACGAUGUCCCAGCAGCCAAAUUUACAGUCUACUGCUUGGUAUGAGGUGGUAUUAUCCAGUCAUACUAUGUAGUAUGCUAGUAUGGCUUAAUUUAGACCCAGAAGGUAUCAUCCAUUAGCAGUGUUAAGUCUGCUAGAAGUUUCUAUGACUUUUUCUCUGUUUGUUUUCUAUAUGCCAAAUACUUUUGUUUUUUAAAUACAUUGUAGUGUUCCUACUGCAUCGUCAGUAUUCGGACAAACCUAUCAAAAUGUACCAGAAAUAGAAAUGACCAAAUAUAAAACCCAUUAUGAAUAACAGCAGUGAGGUGAGAACAACCUGAGGAGUCCCUCGGCCUUGUGAACAGGCAGAGUAGGACUGAAUGAAUGUGUGGUCCGAAAGGGCACUGUGCCAGUAUCUCACCUGUGGUACCAGACACGGAACCAGAGGCAUGUGUUAACAUCUCUAAAUACCUGUGGUACCAGACACAGAACCAGAGGCAUGUGUUAACAUCUCUAAAUACCUGUGGUACCAGACACAGAACCAGAGGCAUGUGUUAACAUCUCUAAAUACCUGUGGUACCAGACACAGAACCAGAGGCAUGUGUUAACAUCUAUUAUAUAACUGUAGCCCAGAUGGUCACCUUGGCAGCUCAUACCCGGGUUCAUGUCUUAGACAGCGUCACACGCAACCUCCACCCCAUGUAGAAAAUAUGCCACUACCUGAGACACCAGUCUCAUCUGACCUGUCAGUAUGUUCAAUAAAGGUAGGUAUCGAAAUACCAUUGUAUUUAAUUGAAGGCGGUCAAGCGUUCAUUUUCCUCAAUGGAUUUUCCAACUCCCAAAAGAGCACAUUGUGACUGUAGCAAGGGGCAACCCCUGAGGUAGAAAGACACCUUUCAGAUACAGUGUUCAGAGAUGAAGAUGUUUAGUCACAUAGUGAGUGAGCUAUGUUCUGUGCCACCAUGCUUUAUAUAGAUAUUUACGCAUUUUUUGUUUCAUACACACACACACACACACACAGUACCACACUUUUAACACAACUAAUUUGUGUUUUUUUUUCUGAAAAUGUUUAAAUGGUGCUGUCUUUGCCUUAAGCUCUUUUUAAACAGAUAUGCCUCAUAACAUAGUUGAAACAUGCUACGGACAUGUUAUGGCUAUAGAGUGCAGAAAGUGGCCAAGAUGCACACACAGGAGUUUGAUGUGUAUAUUUGUCAGUCAAUAUUAUAUUUUAUGUCUAUAUUUUUGUGUAAACAUAUACUUUUAUUGAAGAACUUGUCCUAUAUUGUGUUAUGAUUUAAUUGUAAAUUCUUUUAGCAUAUAUUCAUAUAAAACUAUUAAAAAUGUCAGUCAUCAUAUUCUGAAGAAAUUAUAUUUUGCUGCCCUUGUGUGUCUCUCUGCCUGUGAUGUGUGUAUGUGUGCGUGUGUGUGUGUCUGUCUGCCUGCCUGCCUGCCUGUCUUUGUGUAGUUGCUUAUCUGGGUUUGAGUGUAAGUAUGCAAUCAUAUGUUUGUUUUUGUAUCUGUUUAGCUGUGAAUGUCAUUUUCUUGUGUCAGAUUGCUUUUUGUAGAAACAAAAGAUUUUAUAUUAAAAAUUCAGAUAAAAGAUAAUAAUGUAUCUAUUAUAAAAUUAAUGUAAUUUAUUUCCUUUCUUUCUUAAAGAGGAGCUGUAGCACAUUUCCUUUUUUGCUUUCUUACCAGAGUUUAUGAUCAGAUGUUAUUGUGGAAAAAAGUGUAUGGAUUUUGUAUUCUUUUGAUAAAGGCAGUGUGCGAUAAAUGCUUUUAAAAGCUACAUUUUAAAUAAAAGCUGAACACUUUUUAA
This is a messenger RNA of Esox lucius (northern pike), 6115 nucleotides long. It is a transcript of the gene adamtsl4, whose product is annotated as ADAMTS-like 4. Gene Ontology annotation, molecular function: metalloendopeptidase activity. Gene Ontology annotation, cellular component: extracellular matrix. Bases 358 to 3999 code for a protein of 1213 amino acids. Lineage: Eukaryota; Metazoa; Chordata; Actinopteri; Esociformes; Esocidae. The transcript has 17 exons. Gene Ontology annotation, biological process: extracellular matrix organization. The record is from RefSeq and is a predicted model, not a curated record.